AUGCUGUCAAACCAAGAACUAAAAAACAAGACAACUGAACACCUCAAGAAAAAUUUCCCCCUCUCUGAGUGGGUCCAUGUCUUCACCGACGGCUCGCAAGAUAAAACAACCCAGAGAGCCGGACACGGUGUCUACUGCCUCUUCUUCGAGGAAUCAACCCCCAUGGCAGAAGGCGCCAGCCACUUUGACGCGGAAGUCGCAGCUAUUGCCAGAGCAGCCCAGAAAAUUGCUGAGGUAAAAAACUUCCCCCUCAAUAAGACAAAAUUUGUCAUCCUUUGUGACAGCAUCUCUGCAAUGCAGUUCAUCUGCCAACCUGCAAAUUUGCAUCCUGACUCACUGCUCUUCAAAAUCUCUCUCGUCAAUCUACGAGCAAGAAAUCACCAACUCGAUCUUCAAUGGAUCCCGAGCCACUGCCAAAUCCUCGGGAAUGAAAAAGCAGACUUCCUCGCAAAAGCCGGCACCAAAAAGAUCUGCAACCAAAUUAAGGCCCUCACCUUUAACAACGUCAAAAAGAAAAUCAAAUCAGCCGCCAGCAAACUCUUUAAAAACAGCAAGGAGGAGGCUGCCAAGCUCAAAAGCUGGUGGACUGAAAUUAAAAAGGGCCCAGACAAAGUAUGGUCUCGCAGGACAGCAACAGCACAAUUUCGCCUAGCCACCGGCAACGACGUCCUGCAGCACCACCUCAACAGAUUCCAGAUUACGAAAGAUCCAGCCACCUGCAAACUUUGUAAAUUAGAAAAUCAAGACAGAGCGCACCUCAUUAGAUGCGCCGCUCUCAAGAGUGACAUAGACUCCCUACCAAAUGAUUUGAGUAGGACAGAAAAAGAAGCCAUUCUCUACUGGAUAGCAAGAAAAAGAAAUAGCUGA
This is a messenger RNA of Neocloeon triangulifer, 867 nucleotides long. RefSeq lists its product as uncharacterized. The coding region runs from base 1 to 867 and encodes 288 amino acids. Gene Ontology annotation, molecular function: RNA-DNA hybrid ribonuclease activity; nucleic acid binding. NCBI's taxonomy places the organism in Eukaryota, Metazoa, Arthropoda, Insecta, Ephemeroptera, Baetidae. The record is from RefSeq and is a predicted model, not a curated record. The transcript has a single exon.